CGCCCGCGCUGCGCCAUUUUGAAAGUGUAAUGUUAGAAGAGGCUGAAGCGAGGGAAAUCUCAAAGUAGAGUGCAAAGUCUGCAAACCAGUGGUGAAGGUUAUAGGCUUUUUUUCCUUGGCUGGAAACUAAAUUCAUGCUUUCUUUAACAAUUGAGUUGAGGACUUUCGGGGUUACUAAACGCAUACCCAGUUUCUUAAUUCCUCCAGCGCUCCUCGGUAAGAACCUCCCUGCCGACCCGGGUCAGCAUUGCUUUCAGUCCAGGGCCUGAAUCUGCUACAGAGACGCCCAUCCGAGUCGGUCAUUAUGGCAGGGCCCGGUGGUGGGAGCAGCGAUGUGCAGUGGUGCUUUUCCCAAGUCAAAGGAGCGAUGGAUGAUGAUGUCGCUGAAGCUGAUAUCAUAUCUACUGUUGAAUUCAAUCAUACCGGGGAGCUCCUUGCCACUGGGGACAAAGGAGGCCGUGUUGUCAUCUUUCAGCAGGAGCCAGAGAGUAAGAAUCAGCCACAGUGCCGAGGAGAGUACAAUGUUUACAGCACCUUCCAGAGCCACGAGCCUGAGUUUGACUACCUGAAAAGUCUUGAGAUUGAAGAGAAGAUCAACAAGAUUCGAUGGUUACCUCAGAAGAAUGCGGCACAGUUCCUGUUGUCUACAAAUGACAAAACCAUUAAGUUGUGGAAAAUUAGUGAGCGUGACAAAAGACCAGAGGGUUACAAUUUGAAGGAAGAAAAUGGGCGAUACAUAGAUCCAAAUACUGUCACAGCACUACGGGUACCAGUGUUCAAGCCGAUGGAUUUGAUGGUGGAAGCCAGUCCCAGGCGAGUGUUUGCCAACGCUCACACCUACCAUAUCAAUUCCAUCUCAGUCAACAGUGAUUGUGAGACCUAUCUUUCUGCGGAUGAUUUGCGCAUUAACCUCUGGCAUCUGGAGAUCACUGACCACAGCUUUAACAUCGUUGACAUAAAGCCAGCUAAUAUGGAGGAGUUGACAGAAGUGAUUACAGCCGCGGAGUUCCACCCAAACCAGUGCAACACCCUUGUCUACAGCAGCAGCAAGGGAACCAUCCGCCUGUGUGACAUGAGGGCAUCAGCACUGUGCGACAAACAUGCCAAACUGUUUGAGGAGCCAGAGGAUCCAAACAACCGCUCAUUCUUUUCUGAAAUCAUUUCAUCCAUCUCUGAUGUGAAGUUCAGCCACAGUGGACGCUACAUGAUGACGCGUGACUAUCUAUCUGUCAAAAUUUGGGAUCUCAACAUGGAAAGCCGCCCAGUAGAGACGUACCAGGUGCAUGAAUAUCUCAGGAGUAAGUUGUGUUCACUUUAUGAAAACGACUGCAUCUUUGACAAGUUUGAAUGCUGUUGGAAUGGAAAUGACAGCGUGGUGAUGACGGGUUCCUACAACAACUUCUUCAGGAUGUUUGACAGAGGUUACCGGCAGGAUGUGACCCUUGAGGCAUCACGGGAAAACUGCAAGCCGCGAUCAGUCCUGAAGCCUCGCAAAAUAAGCACAGGUGGGAAGCGCAAAAAGGAUGAGAUCAGUGUAGACAGUCUGGACUUUAACAAGAAGAUUCUCCACACUGCCUGGCAUCCUCUGGACAACAUCAUUGCUGUGGCCACCACCAACAAUCUGUACAUAUUCCAGGAUAAGCUGAACUAGCAUUUGUUAAACCACUCAGAUCCCAGUUUCUGCUUGAGCCCUAUUUCUUAGAUUUAAAAUAGCAACAAUACAUGUCUUUUUUUUUUUUUUUUUUUUUUUUUUUUUUUUUGCAAAAUCCUAAUAUCUUGAUAAGCUUUGUCCUUGGAAUUUGUGACAAAGGCAUUAACACAAUACAUCCAGUCAGGCCAUUACAAGCACAUCAUACAGUAUAUGAGCACUGCUAACAUGAACAUGCAGGGGUUUUGUAGAUCUAAGUUUGGAAUUUUGUGUCCUAGGUUUUCUUCAUUAGUAGCACUCCAUUCACUGAGCUCCCAUUUGCAUCUCCACUACAUCCCAAACCAAAGGGAAAACAUUUUUCAUUAUUUUUUUUUUUUGUGCCAUAGUGACAUGAUUUAUUUAUCUGUCAUAGCCACCCCCUUUUCAAAUUUUUGUAGCUAUUGUAUUUUAGUAGUUUGAGUAGGAUAUUUCUUUUAGUAUUUUUGUCUUACUGUCACUAAAUUCCUUUCAGUACUGGCCUGAAAUACAGCUAAUACUAGCUGUCAACACUCCAUUCAUGCCUAGUAACUAUCAAGUUGCCAAGUUUUCUUACCGCUGCUUUCCUAAUGUAGUGUGAUUUUGCUGUAAAACGUACUUUUCCAAUGCUCAUUCUCUAGAAAUGAUGAUGACUACUGCUAGUAAUUUGAACAACAAAAUGAACAAAUGUGUCUUUAAUCAAAAUUUUCAUUUAAAGCAGCCACUGUUAUACAUUAAUCUUUUUGGAGUAUGAAAGUUUUUGAUAAGGAAUUGGUAAGAGAUGCACUGCAGAAAACUCAGUGUUUCAGGCAUUUUGACCCCUUUUAGACUUGGAAUAUUCAACAGUAAUGGCUUCAUCAGUCUGUUUAAGAAACAAACUGUUGGGUGUUCCUCGCGGCCUUACUCAGUGAUGCAGAAAGCCAUAGUACAGGUGAAAUUCUUUCACUUAGGAUCCAGCAGCAUUAAUACUGCC
Messenger RNA from Melanotaenia boesemani (Boeseman's rainbowfish), 2636 nucleotides. It is a transcript of the gene ppp2r2aa, whose product is annotated as protein phosphatase 2, regulatory subunit B, alpha a. Gene Ontology annotation, cellular component: cytosol; protein phosphatase type 2A complex. NCBI's taxonomy places the organism in Eukaryota, Metazoa, Chordata, Actinopteri, Atheriniformes, Melanotaeniidae. Bases 305 to 1651 code for a protein of 448 amino acids. The transcript has 10 exons. Gene Ontology annotation, molecular function: protein binding; protein phosphatase regulator activity. Gene Ontology annotation, biological process: peptidyl-serine dephosphorylation. The record is from RefSeq and is a predicted model, not a curated record.